Benincasa hispida (wax gourd) is the source of this 2297-nucleotide messenger RNA. Its product is annotated as fatty acid amide hydrolase-like. The record is from RefSeq and is a predicted model, not a curated record. Gene Ontology annotation, molecular function: catalytic activity. NCBI's taxonomy places the organism in Eukaryota, Viridiplantae, Streptophyta, Magnoliopsida, Cucurbitales, Cucurbitaceae.
CUUUUUUGCUUAGUUUUCUUCAGCCAAAUGUAUAUAUUAUAUAUAUAUCAUACAUAACAUUUCAUUCACUAUGUGUUUUCUUGCUCUCUCCGUCCCUCUUCAUUUCUUGAUUUUCUUAAAGCCCCCUCUUUUGUUCUUCAAAAUAAUCUGAUUCUUCAUUCUUGAGGCCCCUAUAUUUUGCUCAUAAUUUACACUACAAUGGGUUUCUUCAAUUCUUGUGGGGUGGUUUACAAGCCUGCCAAAGAUGUUGAUUUGAGUCCCACAAGUUCUGAAUUCUACCUCAAAGCUCAUGUCAAAGCUCCUCGCAUGGUUGGGAUUGUGGUGAAAAUAUUUGCAUGGGUUCUAGAAAUGAGGAUUUUGGGGAGCAUGCUCUUAUACGUUCUAAAGGCCAAUAAUCUAAUUUACAAGCUCAUUGGAAAUGCGGAGAUAGAAGAGUCGCCUGUUUUUGAGCCCAUGCAUCCUGUAGAAGAAAAAGAAAGCGAGGAGGUCAAGUACAUUGGCUUAGAUCUAUCUGAAACAGAACGAGUUCAAGAGGCAGUUAGUUGUCUGCCUACAUGGUCAGAGAAAGAAGUAAAUUCUUUGAAUCCUUCAUUUCACCGCUGGACAAUAAUGGACUAUUCAAGGGCAUAUUAUUCAAGAAAAAUAACUCCUCUAACUGUUGCAGAGAGAUUCAUAGCAGCUGUGAGCGAAUCAUCCAAACCUCCAUUGAACAUGUCAUUCUUCAUUAAUUAUGAUGUUGAAGAUAUUCUAAAGCAGGCAGCUGAAUCAACUAAACGUUAUGAACAAGGAAAACCCUUUUCAGUUCUUGAUGGUGUUCCAAUUGCAGUCAAGGAUGAAAUAGAUUGUUUACCAUAUCCUACUACAGGGGGGACAAGUUGGUUGCACAAACUAAGACCCUGUACAGGUGAUGCAAGUUGUGUGAAGUAUCUCAGGUUAUGUGGAGCCCUAAUUGUUGGGAAAACCAAUAUGCAUGAACUUGGUAUAGGAACAAGUGGAAUAAACCCUCAUCAUGGAUCAACAAGAAAUCCAUAUAAUUCAAGCAGGAUAUGUGGAGGCUCCUCUAGCGGAUCUGCUGCAGUUGUUGCUGCAGGACUAUGUCCUGCUGCUCUAGGUGUUGAUGGAGGAGGAUCUGUGAGAAUCCCUGCAUCUCUAUGUGGAGUUGUUGGUUUGAAGCCGACGUUUGGCCGUGUUCCUCAUUCUGGUGUCCUUCCUCUGAAUUGGACCGUUGGGAUGGUAGGGAUACUGGCAGGCACAAUUGAGGAUGCAUUUAUCGUUUAUGCAGCUAUAAGCAGCAAACUUCCAUCACAUCAGAAUACUGUACUGCCCAAACUUUGUUUUCCUUUGCUGAACUCUUCAAGACCAUUAUCUUCGGUUACAUUUGCAAAGUAUGGUGAGUGGUUUAACGACUGCAGUGAUGAUAUCAGAGUUUGCUGUUCCAAUGCCAUGGACAAACUUCAAAAACAUCACGGCUGGAAGACCGUGGAGGUGACUAUUCCAGAGAUAGAAGUAAUGCGUUUGGCACAUUAUUCAACAAUUGCAUCAGAGUGCAGCACUUCAUUAAGUUCUUAUCUUGAAAAGUUGGAUUCCUCACAACUAGGAUGGGAUGCAAGAGUAGCACUUGCUGUUUAUGGUUCUUUCAGUAGCAAGGAGUACAUAAAAGCUCAGAAGAUUAGGAAUCGUCAGAUGUAUUUUCAUCAGAAAAUAUUAGCACAUGCUGAUGUCAUUGUUUCACCAACAACAGGUGUAACUGCUUACCCAAUCUUGAAUGAUGCUCUCAAGACUGGAGAACUUGACUACAUUAAUGGAGCUGCCCUUGUUAGGUAUUCAAUAGCUGGAAACUUUCUGGGAUUACCUGCAGUAACUGUUCCAGUUGGAUAUGAUAAAACUGGUUUGCCAAUAGGCCUCCAGUUCAUUGGCAGGCCUUGGUCUGAAGCAACCCUUAUUCAUAUAGCAUGUGCAAUGCAGGCUCUCUGUAUUGCUGAUUACAAAAGUCCCGAAGUUUUUUAUGAUCUUCUCAGCAAAAAAUAAGUCCCAAGGAACCUCCAUAACUUUUAUGCAAUAUAUUGUAUGUUUAUUUUGUGCUUGCUCGUUACCGUAAGUAAUUUGAAUAUGGAGAGAGUUCUGAGGGAGUCGGUUUGUAUUUAAUAAGAGGUUCACUUCUACAGGGAGUAUUAUAUACUUUUAUAGGGAUAGAAUUUCAAUAUCUGCUCUCUGUUCUUGAUGAUAUCUCAAUUUCCUACCGAGGGUUUUUUUUUUUUUUUUUUUGAAAAAACAAAAACUGACAAAAGACUAAAUAU